AUGGGAUUCCCUUAUAAUGGUGAUGUAGGGGUUUUUUGCAGGGUUGAAUUAACUGGCAGAAAGAAGUGCUUAAGCCAGUUCUUGUGCCCAGCUGUUCUCUCUUUUACCAUGGUCAUUUUCCUAUGGUCUCCCACCUUGGUAGGCUCCAAGACUUGGAGAUGCCCAGCUGUAUGGGAAAACAGCCUAGAGGGAAAAAUAUGCAGGAAAGAAUCUUUAAUUAAGCUCUUCUUUCUGUUCAUUGAUCCUGCCCAGCAAAUCUCUAUCACCCCUGCAAUCACGUCAACUGCCAGAUAUAUUGGCUUUCCAGAUGCAUGA
Messenger RNA from Podarcis lilfordi (Lilford's wall lizard), 315 nucleotides. Lineage: Eukaryota; Metazoa; Chordata; Lepidosauria; Squamata; Lacertidae. The record is from the annotation of a GenBank genome assembly.